Messenger RNA from Zophobas morio, 767 nucleotides. RefSeq names its product keratinocyte proline-rich protein-like. The transcript is spliced from 2 exons. The record is from RefSeq and is a predicted model, not a curated record. NCBI's taxonomy places the organism in Eukaryota, Metazoa, Arthropoda, Insecta, Coleoptera, Tenebrionidae. The coding region runs from base 58 to 717 and encodes 219 amino acids.
UAUAAAUACAACCAGUUUGUGUCUUUCGGCAAGCAGUCGUUAUUUAGCAAAUCUAUCAUGAAGCUCCAAAAUUGUGCCCUUGUACUGGUUUUGGGUUUGGUAUCGGCCCUCCCUGAAGAAAAAACGGAAAAAACGGCAGCCACUUCCGAAAAGAAGCAAGAUAAACGUGGACUUUUGGAUUUUGGAUAUGGAAUAGGAGGCCAUGAACUUGGAGGUGGUUUUGAAUUGGGACAUGGAAUCGGGUUCGGGUCCAUCGGAGAUUACGAAGGACACGGUCAUGUCAAACACAUCACAAUCACUAAAGAAAUCCCUGUUCCAGUACCACACCCAGUACCUUACCCAGUAGUCAAAAAGGUUGGUGUACCAUACCCAGUCAAGGUAGCGAUCCCAGUCGAUCGCCCGUAUCCAGUACAUGUACCCAAACCAUACCCAGUAACUGUAAUAAAACCAGUACCUGUACCUGUAGAAAAACCAGUACCAUAUCCAGUUAAAGUAGCUGUCAAAGUACCAGUACCAGUGCCACACCCUGUGCCUGUACCCAAACCCGUACCUUAUCCAGUGCACAAACCAGUGCCUUACCCAGUCAAAGUUCCAGUGUAUGUAGAGAAGAAAGUUCCAGUUCUUGUCAAAGGACAUGAAGGGUACGGUCUCGAAAGCCAUGGCUUUGAACUAGGAGGGUUUGGAGGUCAUGAAUUCGAACUUGGAGGGUAUCAUUAAAUAAAUAACGGCUGCAGCAGCGUAAAUGUCAUCAGUAUUGUUGCACUUGA